Rhipicephalus sanguineus (brown dog tick) is the source of this 1705-nucleotide messenger RNA. RefSeq lists its product as uncharacterized. The record is from RefSeq and is a predicted model, not a curated record. Gene Ontology annotation, molecular function: alpha-(1->3)-fucosyltransferase activity. Gene Ontology annotation, cellular component: membrane. Lineage: Eukaryota; Metazoa; Arthropoda; Arachnida; Ixodida; Ixodidae. Bases 119 to 1621 code for a protein of 500 amino acids. The transcript is spliced from 2 exons.
GACGGACGUACUAAAUUUUCGGGACAGCUCGUGAAACAGUGCUACACGCUGAAGUGCUGGCACAGUCAUCUUUGAUGGCUAUUCAUGCAUAGGCCUACGAGCAGCAUUCUUUUGAGGCAUGGCGGAAGCAUAUUCGCACACCGACUCGACGUCCUCUCACGAAGACGCCCCUGAAGCUAACGAUGGACCAGACAGCCAGGCAAUUUCUUCGACCAAUGCACACGAUGUGGCUGCAGCAUUGCGGGGAAGCGCGAAUAGUUUGGAGGAUUCGCACGAGCUCAUACACAUGGAAGACAUACCACUUGUAGACUACGAAACACCACGAGGGGAAGCACAGCCGCAGGGCUCACCAGAAUCAACGGACAGGUGGACAGCGCUCGUCGGCUUACCCAAACUUACUCGUCAUUUCGCGUGUCACAUCGUCAACCAUUGGACUAAAUACACGUGUCUGUCCAUUGUGAUAAUCGCCGUCUUCUUGUGUUAUCCUGCAGCGAUAUUAUACAGGCAUUUAGCCCAAGUACAUUGGGACGCUACGCUGCCGACAGAACAGCCGAACGCUGCGUUUGUGGUGCCGUGGCGUGAUCGGAAACACGACAGCGGGCAUCCGCGGAUUCUGGUGUGGGACAACACCGAAUUGGGCCACUGGUGGACACGCGAUAGCGCUGUAUGUGCUACUGAUGACGAACACUCCGUUAAGUGCGAUGUAACCGAAGACGCGCACCACCUGCUGACCAGUGACGCCGUUGUUUUUCUUGCCGAGCAAUUGGAAGCUCUCGGAUUGCCUCAAUUACGCACGGCGGCUCAGUUCUGGGUUUUUUGGGCCAGGACUCGCUUGCCUUCCCAUGGUGACACCGUCAAUGAAAAUGAACGACUCCCCUUUGCCGCCCACUUAUUCAACUGGACAAUGGCGCACAGGGAUGACGCAGAUAUUGCUUUAGCUUACAAUACAUGGCGGUGCGUCUCCGACAGUAGUACAAAGAAGCCUACCUAUACCAUGUCUCGUGAAAUGAAGAAAGACGUUGCCUGGGUUGCCGGUAGCUGCGAGCUGCGUCGCUUGUCAGAUGGCAUACGCGCUAGGCGGGAGAAGAAGGAUCUCACUCGGAAUAGCUUGGGAGGCAAGGUGGUCAUGCAACUGUUUCAAAACUGCGGAGAAGACCAGUGCUCGUCGCCACAUAAGUGCAUCCCGCAUAUCGCCAACAACUACCACUUUGUACUAGUGUCACUGAAGCCCGACUGCUUCCAGAGCCCCUACGAACUCAUAUACAACGCGUUCCAAUACGACGUGGUGCCCGUCGUGCUGGCGCCACCGAACACUACCCUCAACGUUCCAGCCCAUUCGGUCGUCAGCACGUCAGACCUGCAGGACGUGGAAGAACUUGCUGCACGCCUGCGAGACCUCUUGCACGACCGUGGCUUGUAUGAAAACUACUUUGCCUGGAAGCAGAACUGUUCCUGGUCGCCAUCCGAGGACGAAUUGUGUCCUCUGUGCCGUGCACUUUGGAAAACACCGGCCUACUACCGGCACUGCCACCCAGACGUUCAAGAGUGGUGGUCUAAUGGCUCGCAGUGUAAGGACGUAUCGUUGUAUGGGCUGGACAACGGAUUCACGAUAAAGCCCUGAUAUUAUCAUUAAUGAAAGUCCGCUUUCUGCGAUCACAAGCGGCUCGGCUGUGUAUUUCUCACGUACAGCCGCCCAAUUUUAUGG